ACGAAACCUUAUAACCUCAGGAAAUGAAACUUAACAUUGCAAAUAAAUGCUCUCUGGUUUAUUCCAGUAAACUCACUGCGCUUGACAGCAUCACUCUGUUAGCAUCACUCUGAUAGCAAUUGGGAAGUGUUUUACACCGAAUAUUUUUAUUUCUUUUCGCAAUUUUUGACACUUUGUCGUUGUAUCAAGAGGAUGAGUUACCCGUUUAGUCAGCAAUAUGAGGAAAAAAUCCGCCCUUGCAUUGAUACGAUCGACAAAUUACGUUCUUUGGGAGUAGAAAAGGAUUUGGCUCUGCCUGCCAUCGCCGUGAUUGGGGACCAAAGCUCAGGAAAAAGUUCUGUUCUUGAGGCACUGUCAGGAGUCGCGUUGCCCAGGGGUAGUGGAAUUGUUACACGAUGCCCUCUUGUGCUCAAGAUGAUAAGAACUAAGGAGGAAGAAGGAUGGCAUGGGAAAAUCAGCUACCAGGAGUAUGUGGAAGACAUUAAUGACCCAGCAGAUGUUGAGAAAAAGAUUUGUGAAGCCCAAGAUGAGAUGGCUGGUGCAGGGGUUGGUAUAAGUGAAGAACUCAUCAGUUUACAGAUCACCUCUGCAAAUGUUCCGGACCUCACGCUUAUUGAUCUCCCCGGUAUCGCACGAGUGGCAGUCAAGGGUCAACCUGAGAAUAUCGGAGAGCAGAUUAAGAGACUGAUCAGGAAGUUUGUUACCAAGCAAGAAACAAUCAACCUUGUUGUGGUGCCAUGUAAUGUUGACAUUGCGACCACAGAAGCAUUAAGAAUGGCACAGGAAGAGGAUCCUGAUGGCGAGAGGACUUUAGGUAUCCUAACAAAGCCGGACCUGGUGGAUAAGGGCACUGAAGGGAGUGUGGUAGACAUUGUGCACAAUGACGUCAUUCCCCUUACUAAAGGCUACAUGAUUGUCAGGUGCAGAGGACAGAAAGAGAUCACGGAUCAGGUCACUCUCAAUGAGGCCACAGAGACUGAGAAGGCCUUCUUCAAAGACCAUCCUCAUUUCAGCACACUAUAUGAAGAAGGCUUUGCUACUAUUCCCUUGUUGGCUGAGAAACUAACCAUUGAGUUGGUUUAUCACAUUCAGAAAUCCCUGCCUCUGUUAGAGGAGCAAAUCGAGGCAAAGCUUGAAGAGACGCAGAAGGAUCUGGAGGCAUAUGGCACUGGACCACCAACAGACCCUACAGAGAGACUUGGCUUUCUGAUUGAUAAAGUUACAGCUUUCACUCAGGACACUUUCAACCUAACCACUGGGGAGGUGCUUAAAUCUGCUUCAGAUCUACAGAUUUUUCCAGAAAUCCGCAAAGAAUUUGCAAAAUGGAAGUGCGUCUUGGAUAAUUUCAACAUUCAGAGAGAAGUUGGUAACUAUGAAGACAAGUAUCGGGGCAGAGAGCUUCCAGGCUUUAUCAAUUACCAGAUGUUUGAGGGUCUUGUCAGGGAACAGAUAAAGCAGUUGGAGGAACCUGCGUUAAAGACACUGAAGACCAUAUCAGAUGUGGUUAGAAAGAAGUUUAUCCAGCUGGCCCAGUGUAGUUUCAUUGGAUUCCCCAAUCUUCUCAAAAUAGCAAAGGCUAAGAUUGAGGGCAUCAAGCAAGAAAAAGAAUCACUUGCAGAGUCCAUGCUGAGGACCCAGUUCAGGAUGGAGCUCAUUGUUUAUAGUCAAGAUUGCACAUACAGCCAGAGCCUACAUGAUGCAAAGGGAAAACUGGAGGAAGAGGAAGAGGAAGAGGAAGAGGAAGAGGAAGAAGAAGAAGAAGAAGAAGAAGAAGAAGUAGUAGUAAAAUAUUUUAUUGAUACUGUGGCAAAUAGCACAGGCAAUCAUGCCACCCUGCAUGAGAUGAGUCUGCACCUUGAGUCCUACUACUCGAUUAUAAGCAAGCGUCUAGCUGACCAGAUCCCAAUGGUGAUCCUCUACCUGCUGCUCCAGGAAGCUGCUGUGGAACUGCAGAGAAACAUGCUGCAAUUGCUGCAAGACAAAAAUGCUAUAGAUGACCUGCUUAAAGAGGACUAUGACAUUAGCCAAAAGCGGGAAAAAUUGUUGAACCGCCAGAAACGUCUGAUGCAAGCACGGAGCAUCCUUAUUGCCUUUUAGAAUUCAGUUAAUAUCGCUUAUUGCAAUAGUUUUAAUGCAACACAAUCAAACAAUGGUAGUGAAGUGACAUGAUGUUUCUCCCUUCCAUCAAGCAUUGGUAGCAAACGCGUAAACAUGCUUUUUUGCCUAGUACAUUUUCUCUCUCAGAGUGACUAUUUUGAACACGGGUGUAAAUAGCACCUGCCACACAGUGCAGCUAUUUGCACCCCAAUAGUCUAGUAGAAAUAUAUACAUUUAAAACAAACAGCAUUGUAAGACCAAGGUUCCAUUCCAUCAUUUUCCCUGUCACUCCUCUUAAUGCUUUCUUCAAUACUACUCAUAAUAAUUAAAAAUGUAUAUAAAGGUAAUUUUACUGUAGUAAUAUUGUGGUGACCACGUUUUUUCAUGGAAACCAUGGUUUUGAUGUAAUUAACAAUGCUGUUACUACAGUAAAAUGGUGUUGGAAUAGAAACCAUGUUUAAUUCAGUGGUUUCUGUGAUUUUACUACAAAAUAAUACCAUAGUCAUAGCAUGGUUACUAGGCAUUGAAAUAUAUUAUAUUAUUUAUAUCACCAGCUAGAAUAUAUUUAGAUUAGAUUUGUUUUAUUUUGUAAUUGUAUAGCAGUAGUGCUAGUGACAUGUAUACUGUUGUUGUACGACCAUUGGUGAGCAGAUAUAUAAGGUAUAAAGGAAACUGAAGGAAGCCGAGUCACACACGUGCAGGCUGGUAAGGGAAAACAGCUUCUAAACCACAAGCUCACUGCAUGCACACAGAAGAUAGAAAGUGGUAAUCUAUUUAUUUGUUUUAUUAGUUUUGAAUCAAUGGUCUUGACUGUUAUGUUUCUAAAUCAAAAUAAAACUGAAACAAAAAGGAUGAAGAGUGAGUUUUGAAUGCAACCCACAAACCUUAGAUAUAGGCCAUAACAGUUACUGUAGAAAAGUUAGUUAAUUUUUGAAAAGGAAGGUUAUUGUAAGGUUUUUCAUUUUCCCCCCACGAUGAUUUCGGGUUAUUUUUCAAUUGAAUUGUUGACAUUAUAGAUCACAUUAAAAGUCGAAAAAUUUCUGACAUUAUUUAUCUUUGUCUCAUUCUUUUACUUCACAAAAACCUGGCAU
Molecule: messenger RNA, 3188 nt
Organism: Xyrauchen texanus (razorback sucker)
Lineage: Eukaryota; Metazoa; Chordata; Actinopteri; Cypriniformes; Catostomidae
Product: interferon-induced GTP-binding protein MxB-like
Exons: 12
Coding region: 193-2097 (634 amino acids)
Biological process (GO): defense response to virus
Cellular component (GO): cytoplasm; membrane; nucleus
Molecular function (GO): GTP binding; GTPase activity; microtubule binding
Source: RefSeq, a predicted model, not a curated record